AUGCUAUCCUCUCUUCGCCGCAUCGUCCCAACUUUGCCACGUGGCUCCCGGUCUCUGACUUCUCAACAGAUUUUCGAUAGAGAGAAGAAGUUCGGAUGUCACAACUACAAACCACUUCCAGUUGCACUUUCGAAAGGAGAGGGAUGCUUCGUUUGGGAUGUCGAAGGAAAGAAAUACUUUGAUUUCUUGGCCGCCUAUUCAGCUGUCAAUCAAGGACAUUGCCACCCAAAACUUCUCAAAGUGGUCCAGGAUCAAGCAUCCACUCUGACUCUUACCUCCCGUGCUUUCUACAAUAAUGUGCUUGGAGAAUACGAGGAAUACAUCACAAAACUAUUCAAGUAUGAUAAGGUUCUUCCAAUGAAUACUGGAGUCGAAGCUUGCGAAUCAGCUGUCAAGCUAGCUAGACGAUGGGCUUAUGAUGUCAAAGGAGUCAAGGAGAAUGAUGCCGUUGUUGUGUUCGCUGAGAAUAAUUUCUGGGGACGGUCCAUUGCUGCUAUUUCUGCAUCCACUGAUCCAGACUCGUAUGCUCGAUUCGGACCAUUCGUCCCCGGAUUCAAAACAGUGCCAUACAACAAUUUGAAAGCUGUCGAGGAGGCUGUUUCCGAUAAGAAUGUCGCCGCUUUUAUGGUUGAGCCAAUUCAAGGAGAAGCUGGAGUCGUGCUCCCAGAUGCUGGAUAUUUAAAGGGUGUCGCUGACAUUUGCAAGAAGCACAACGUGCUUUUCAUCACUGAUGAAGUGCAAACUGGUUUGGGAAGAACUGGAAAACUCCUGGCUCACUAUCACGAUAACGUCCGACCAGACAUCGUUGUUCUCGGCAAAGCGCUAUCCGGAGGCUUCUAUCCAGUGUCUGCCGUGCUUUGCGAUGACGCUGUCAUGAUGAAUAUCAAGCCAGGAGAGCACGGAUCCACAUACGGCGGAAACCCAUUGGCUUGCAAGGUGGCUAUUGCUGCUUUGGAGAUUCUUCAAGAAGAGAAACUCGUUGAGAACUCCGCCAAGAUGGGAGAAGUGCUGAUGAACAAGUUGAAGACGUUGCCAAAGGACGUUGUAUCUCUUGUCAGAGGAAAAGGACUUUUCUGCGCCAUCGUUAUCAAUAGCAAAUACGAUGCCUGGAAAGUGUGUUUGAAACUGAAAGAGAAUGGACUCCUCGCCAAGAACACCCAUGGAGACAUCAUCCGAUUCGCCCCGCCCCUUUGUAUCAACCAAGAGCAAGUCGAGCAGGCAGCUGAUAUCAUUAUCAAGACGAUCACCGAAUUCGCCAAGCAACAUUAA
Molecule: messenger RNA, 1269 nt
Organism: Caenorhabditis briggsae
Lineage: Eukaryota; Metazoa; Nematoda; Chromadorea; Rhabditida; Rhabditidae
Exons: 4
Coding region: 1-1269 (422 amino acids)
Cellular component (GO): cytoplasm
Molecular function (GO): identical protein binding; pyridoxal phosphate binding; L-ornithine transaminase activity
Source: RefSeq, a predicted model, not a curated record